This is a messenger RNA of Toxotes jaculatrix (banded archerfish), 2396 nucleotides long. It is a transcript of the gene dhrs7cb, whose product is annotated as dehydrogenase/reductase (SDR family) member 7Cb. Gene Ontology annotation, biological process: regulation of release of sequestered calcium ion into cytosol by sarcoplasmic reticulum. NCBI's taxonomy places the organism in Eukaryota, Metazoa, Chordata, Actinopteri, Toxotidae. Gene Ontology annotation, molecular function: all-trans-retinol dehydrogenase (NAD+) activity. The transcript is spliced from 7 exons. The record is from RefSeq and is a predicted model, not a curated record. Bases 149 to 1087 code for a protein of 312 amino acids. Gene Ontology annotation, cellular component: sarcoplasmic reticulum membrane.
GUGGACAGAAGCGGGUCAGACACACAGACAGACAGAGUAUGAAUGGACGAGGGACACAGAGUCAGAAGAAGAGCCCCUGUUACCUAACUAAACCCGGAAAGAACAACGGCCAGUCCUGCUGAAGGAUUAGCUCCUUGUCCGUUCUACCAUGGCCCUGCCCUCGGUGAUGGUGUUGCCCCUGCUGAUAGUCGUGGCAGCAGGGGUGUACUACAUCUACAAUGAGGUCACGCAGUUCAUGUCCAAGUCCUUGGUGCGAAACAAAGUGGUGGUGAUCACGGAUGCUGUGUCCGGGGUGGGGACUGAGUGUGCCCAUCUCUUCCAUAAGGGUGGUGCCAGGCUGAUCCUGUGUGGGACUAGCUGGGACAAACUGGAGUCUCUGUAUGACUCUCUGACUACUGAUGCUGACCCCAGAGAGACAUUCGCCCCAAAACUGGUGAUCUUGGACUUCAGUGACAUGGACAGCAUGGAGGAUGUGGUGGCCGAGGUGUUAGAGUGUUAUGGCUGCGUGGACGUGCUGAUCUGUAACAGCAGCAUGAAGCUGAAGGCCCCCGUACAGAGCGUCUCCCUGGAACUGGACAGAAACAUCAUGGACAUCAACUACUUUGGCCCCAGCUCUCUGGCCAAAGGUGUUCUUCCAACAAUGAUCUCAAGAAGAUCAGGGCACAUUGUGCUGGUGAACAGUAUCCAGGGCAGACUGGCCAUCCCAUUCAGAAGUUCAUAUGCGGCAUCCAAGCAUGCGGCGCAGGCCUUCUUUGAUUGCCUGCGUGCGGAAGUGGAGGAGUACGGGAUAGUUGUCAGCACCAUAAGUCAUACCUUCAUCAAUGCGUCCAACCCACCUCCUGUCGAGGAGCCUGCCCCCAAACCAAACACCCUGGCUGCAUUUAUUGCUAGCCAGCUGACCCAUGGCGUGCGCCCCUCAGUCCUGGCCAACGAGAUUAUGCAAACGGUGAACAGAAAGAGGAAGGAGGUUGUGCUGGCCCACCCCAUCCCCAGGGUGGCCCUCUACCUCCGCACCCUCUUCCCCCCCUUCCUCUUUGCUGUGCUGGCUGCUGGAGUAAAGGACUCAGUGCUGGCUGAGCAGAUGUAGGAGCAAGGUAGAAAGGAUAAACGGAAGAUCAGGGAGAUGUGAAGUAAAGCAUGAAUUGUUUGGAAAUGGUAGAUCUGUAUUAGUAUGUGCUUGAUACAAAGCUGGAUGACCAACAGGGCAAAGCGGGUAACUGCCCUGGGCCCCUAGAUUCUCAGGAAGCCUGGGCAGCCCAGGUUAACCAUGUGGAAAUUUGUUUAUGGCGAUUUUAUUUCUAAUUGAAAAUUUGUUUCUUAAUACUGUUUAAUAAUGACCACAAAUGCAUUGACAAAGCAGAAUGCUGAGGGGCCUUAAAUAGGUAAUAACUGUUCAGCCUUUAGGGGGCAGCAGAAACAAGCUGUACACAGGACACUUACACACUUUAUGAGGUUACCAUGGCUAAUGUGUUAGCAAACAGAAAAAAUACUCAAAUGAACUCCACCACUGCAGCUAGAAUAUUAAAAUGCUGUUUAAGUGUUAAUACAGCAGUUGUUCAUAUUUUGUACUUUGCAGAGCUUUAAUUUGUAAUGGAGUUAUUUUUCCAUUGUGACAUUAAUAUUUUCACUCAAAUAAAAAAUGAUAACUUGUUCCACCAUAAGGGAUAUAAAUGAGAUGCACAGAACAAAUCUAUUGUGGGGAAAAUAAAGGUAGAUUGUCGGUAAAUCCUCUAGGUGGCAGCAACAUGCAGUUAUUACUAACUGAAUGUCUUGUGGUUCUGAUGAGUUCAGCCUUAGCAGACCUCCUUUCACAAUGAAUUGUUUAUGUGGGACAAAGCGUCCCAGUAUUUGCUCUUUUGAAAUGUUAAUUAACUCUCCUAAUUUGACAAUUAUGAAAUGUGUGAUGAAUAGACAUCAAAUGAUGAACUCUGACCCAUUUUCAUUGCUGCACUUUUCCUCUGAUAUUGCAAUAAUUGCUUGUGCACUGCAGUUAAGUAUAUUUAAGAAAUAUACAAUAAAGCAACCAAAGCUUGGGAGUUUGUUCUUGAAAUAAAUUAUUUCUCCAUAACAAAUGCUGCACAUUCACUGUCCUUCUCCUGGGAGCUGUGGCGCUUAUACAGACGCAAUACAACCAGUUACAUGUCACUCGUAGAUUUAUGGUGCUCAUCACUUCAAGGCUGGAGGACAGGAGCUUCUGCCUGGUAUUAUCUUGUGAGGAUUACAUUGGUGGGAUCAGUGCUCUGAACGUGAUGUAUAUUCUAUUUGGUGAUUACUGCGUAUAUAAAAUAACACACUUGGCACAGGAUAUAAAAAAUAAAAUGUCAUCCCGAAUGUCCAUCUCUGUGACAAAAGCCCUUUUUAUGACAACUGUGAUGUAAAUGAGAAAUAAAUUCUGA